Stylonychia lemnae is the source of this 609-nucleotide messenger RNA. NCBI's taxonomy places the organism in Eukaryota, Ciliophora, Spirotrichea, Sporadotrichida, Oxytrichidae. The record is from the annotation of a GenBank genome assembly.
AUGGGAAAUAAUCUAAAAGCCUAAGUAUUCUUCAAGAAGAACAAGGAAAAGGUUGAAUCGAAAUAUAACAGUAUCUUGGAAAUCUAAGUUGAAGAUAUUAAUAGCAGUCAAGUUCUUUUGCAAGAUUUACUUAAAGAUAAGAAGUGCACAAUCAUAGUAAAUGUAGCUUCAAAAUGUGGAUUGUCUUAAAAGAUGUAUUCAGACCUUGUGAAAACUUAUGAGAAAUUUCAUGACUAGGGAUUAGAAAUCUUGGCUUUCCCUUGCAAUUAGUUUAUGAACUAGGAGCCUGGCUCUAAUCUUUAAAUUUUGGAAUAUGCUAGAGAGACGCAUGGAGUUCAGUUCCCUAUAUUUGCGAAGACAGAAGUGAAUGGCAAAAGAGCCAACGAGCUAUUUAAGUAUUUAAGAGCUAGUUGUCCAGAUUUAAGAUCAAAGAAUAGUAAAGUAAAGGCUUUACCAUGGAAUUUUUGUAAGUUUAUCCUGGAUUAAAACGGAUAGCAAGUUAAAUAUCUAGAUCCUAAAACUACACUUGAAAGCAAUUUCCAUGUUAUUUAAAAAGUAAUAAAUGGAGAAUAAGUUUAGAAUGAAGAUUAGGAAUUGCAGAUAGAGUGA